This is a messenger RNA of Grosmannia clavigera kw1407, 3207 nucleotides long. Its product is annotated as protein kinase domain containing protein. Gene Ontology annotation, molecular function: ATP binding; protein kinase activity. The record is from RefSeq and is a predicted model, not a curated record. The transcript has 4 exons. Lineage: Eukaryota; Fungi; Ascomycota; Sordariomycetes; Ophiostomatales; Ophiostomataceae. The coding region runs from base 1 to 3207 and encodes 1068 amino acids. Gene Ontology annotation, biological process: protein phosphorylation.
AUGAAGCAGAGCCACAACGAGCGCCAGUCAACUGCUGCCAUCGUCUUCUUGACCGAACCGCUGACGACCUUGGACCUCUUUGCCCCUGCUGAUCUGUUGCCCUUCUGUCCUUUUGCCCUGGUGCCUUUUGCUACGUCGGAGAGGAGACCACACGAGACAGGACGACAACGUCCCCUGGAUGGAGAAGCAAUACGUAGCAACAGGACCGAACAGCCCAGCAACCGCCGGGAAGAAAAAGCCAUCGUCAAGUCCGGGGCCAACGGUGCUACUCUGGCAGAGGCAGCCUCGUCUGCACCUGCGCCCUCUCGCGGCAAUUCCAUGGCUCAGCCUGGUUUGGCGCCUGAGGACUCACGGGCCGGAGGGCCCCAAACUUCGCCAACAUCACGGCCACCACCGCCGGCUGUUCCACCUUCGCCGGUCAGAAGUCUCUGGAGGAGAUUUCUGUCCAGGGGCGUGCACUCCACCAGGCAUGGCGUAUCACCAACACCUUCGGCGAAAGCUCCUCCGGCUGCCUUGCCAGGCAAACGGACCGCCAGCCAUGAUGUACCUCGCCAGCCCGUUACAACCGUUGCUGUCAAACCUGUGAGCCCGGCGAGCCCGGUGAGCCCGGUGAGCUCUUUGAGCCCUGCGAACCCUGCCAGUCCUCCAGUUUUCAAUGCUGCAGCCUCGAAACCGAGUGGAAGCAGUCGCCGACCGCAUCGAGAGGUUGUCCCCGGCCUGCCCCGUGCUCAGACGUUUGCCCGGCAGCAGUCGGAACUCCGUGAGAAUCUUCUGGCCGUGAAACCCUCGCCAGAUGAACGACGAGCAACUUCCAUGGACCGGCGUCUAUUGCACUCAGCCAAGUCUCUGUCUACUUCGCAGACCACAGCGAAUCCGCGAGCAAGUGCGCCCAAUUUCGGACACGGUCCCCGGAAAAGUGCCCCUGACUUUGUGACGUUGGACAGCCCUGGCACAUCUCACGUUGCACCACAUGUCCCACUGGCGCCAUCCCUCAAGUCAGAGCCAUCAGCCGGUGCUCUGACCAGUGAAGGCACCGGAAACGACGGCACAGUGGCUUCCACCAACCGGAAUGCCGGUGAUGCUGCUCCUAGUGCCACCUACAGCGACCUCCAUGGCUCUUUGAACAAACUGCAGCAGCACCACCAGGACGACACGUUCCAUUUGGUAGAGAGAGCGUCUCUCAUCGACACUGCUUCCAUGACGUCGUCCCAGUACGAACAGACCCUUCUUUACGAGCUGGAGCACAUCUGGAUUCUGAAUCUGUCAAUGCACUUCCGCGACAAGUCGAGGCGGGAGAAGUUUUUCGUCACCUACCGUCAACGUCCCGACCUAUGGCGGAGAGUGACUGUCUCGCUCGACUACCGCAAUGCGCCUGAAAACUCGCUGGAGAUGGAUCUGUUGCAUACCAAGUUCCAGCGUGACAAGAACGAAAAGAUCUACGAGGCCAUCCGCGAAAGCCUUUCCAGCAUACAGUUCUACGAGACCGUAACAAACCUCAAGUUGCAAACGACAGACGGUCGUUUGCAUGUUCAUGUUGUCGAAGACGUCACGGAAAUCAUCAAAUAUCCCACCAGUCGCAUGGUACAACAUCUGAGCUGCCGAAUAAUCAGAGAGCGUGCAAUUGAGUUCGACUCACACAUGUCCGGAUUUGUUUACAAAGUGCGCGUGGACGGACGGAUGCUCAUCAAAAAGGAAAUACCUGGUCCUGAUUCUGUGGAUGAGUUCUUGUAUGAGGUCAAUGCGCUGAACUUCCUUUCCCACUCUCGCAAUGUCAUUGAGUUCUACGGGGUCAUUGUGAACGAGCACGACUGCGUCACAGGCCUUCUCAUCGACUUCGCCGAGCAGGGGGCUUUGAUCGAUAUAAUCUACGACAGCGACCACGGCAUUCCUUGGCCCACACGCGCCAAAUGGGCACGUCAGAUUGUCCAGGGCCUCUCGGAGAUCCACGAGGCCGGCUAUGUGCAGGGCGACUUCACCCUCUCGAACAUUGUCAUUGACGACAAUGGCAAUGCCAAGAUCAUCGACAUCAACAGACGCGGCUGUCCAGUGGGCUGGGAGCCGCCCGAGGCAACGCCGCUCAUCGAGAACAAGCAGCGCAUAUCGAUGUACAUUGGCGUCAAGUCGGAUCUCUACCAGCUUGGCAUGGUGCUGUGGGCUCUCACCAUGCAAGACGACGAGCCUGAAGCCCAUCAUCGGCCAUUGCAUCUGCCUGGAGAUGUCACCGUACCGUCCUGGUUCCGGACCAUCGUCGAGACUUGUCUAGAGGAAGACCCGAGGGCUCGUGCUCAAGCCAGCCAGCUGGUCCGCCUCUUCCCUGUUCCAGAAGGCCGGUCCGAUCACUCGGACAUCAGUGAUUACGACGAAGUUGACUGGGUGGGAGAUCGCCGCCCUCCUGGUCUCUUUGAGCACAAUCCUCCUUUACGUGUUGGUGACGACUCUGUCUUCUUGCGGAACGACACCGCAGUUCUCAGAGGCCCCGUGGGCUAUUCGGAUGAUGCCGACACGGGCUUGGACAGCUACCCGGCCGAUGGCGUGACGGCAUCAUCGAGCGACUGGUCCUACGUGCACAUCGAGACUGCUCCCACCGAUUCGGUGCCACGUGUCACCAACGAGAAGUACUCCUACCCGGCAAGGGGUCGGUCGCCGCCCAACGCUCGUCGGAGAAGCUACAACCACAACUCCCAAAACAGCUUUUCCGACGACAAGCAUGACUCGCCAGACGUGGAGAGGCAGCAGCACAGAAGACCGAUUGGUGAUGGGGGGAGGCGGCCAACGACUCCCACUUUCAGUCCAGGUGCCGAUCCUUCCACCCCCAAGGAGAGUGCUUUGCGUCGAACAGGCAGGAUGGUCGAAGGCGCAGCCGCUAGCGGCGUACUGGAGCCUGAAUCCGCGGUCGCGGACGUCGGCGGCAACAUCGACGAGUUUGAUCCAGAAGAUGACGGGGCUUCUGUGACCACAGCGGGACGUCCAACUCCCCCCCCAACAGGUGACUCUACUGAGGAAAGCCAUAUGGAUUUUCUGCCGACUGAAGGGCCACAGCACAAUGAAAGUCAGGCCGAAACAUCUUUGGCAGCCUCAAACCAGCCUGACCAAGAAUCCUCGAAUUCAAAGGCUGCGGAGGAGUUAGACUCUGGAAACAAUUCUUCAAGCGAAUCUUCCGACGGGGGUACAGCACUGGAAAACGCAAAGGGCAGAGCACGGCAAUGA